Molecule: messenger RNA, 677 nt
Organism: Diaporthe batatas
Lineage: Eukaryota; Fungi; Ascomycota; Sordariomycetes; Diaporthales; Diaporthaceae
Exons: 2
Coding region: 102-587 (161 amino acids)
Source: RefSeq, a predicted model, not a curated record
AUUGAUUUAACUCAAACACCAGUCAACACCGUUCGGCCAGACGCGCAACAGAAGUCACUCCGAUUCAUUCGUCUCACCCUCUCUUCUCUUACAACGCCAACAUGCGUGUCUCUGCUCUACUGUCAGCCGCCGCGGCUUGUCUAGCCCCUGUCACAGAAGCAUACAUUCACACCCUCGGCUUCCCUUCAACAAUCCAGGUCGGCGUCCCAUUCAAGGUCUACUACGAGCAAUUGAUCAGCCAGCCAAGGGUGCACAACCUCAUCUUUGGCAUCCAGAAGGACGACGGCAACAUCUACAAGGGCGAAAUUGGUUCUAGCCUAUUCUAUAGCGGUUACAUUAAAGAUGUCCUCCCCGGAGGUUCCUUUAAUGGGACACUGGACCCUCAAUUCACCAUCCCUACCUAUUUUGAGAGCGGUCCUGCUGUUAUCAAGGUGCUGCUCACAGAGUUUGCUGGGCUCACCAAUGGCGUUGGGUUCCGCACUAUCUAUGUCCCAGUGACGAUUGGUGACGCGACCAGCACGGAGCGGUCAUUCGGAAGCAUCGAUGACGAGAACGCCGAGUCCUGGGUUGAGGCCGCCUCUUCUUAAUUCCAGAGUCGCGAACAUGUAGAAAGCGAGGAAGCGAUACUCUAGAAGGCCGAAUUCAUGAAUAGAGCAGAAUCAGAAUCUGUAUAGAAA